Myripristis murdjan (pinecone soldierfish) is the source of this 5907-nucleotide messenger RNA. RefSeq names its product UDP-glucose glycoprotein glucosyltransferase 2 (gene uggt2). Bases 161 to 4732 code for a protein of 1523 amino acids. Gene Ontology annotation, cellular component: endoplasmic reticulum. Gene Ontology annotation, biological process: ERAD pathway. Gene Ontology annotation, molecular function: UDP-glucose:glycoprotein glucosyltransferase activity. The record is from RefSeq and is a predicted model, not a curated record. Lineage: Eukaryota; Metazoa; Chordata; Actinopteri; Holocentriformes; Holocentridae. The transcript is spliced from 40 exons.
GCAUGUCGUGUACGUAAAAACAAACGACAAAUGCAAAGCCCUAUUUUCCAUGUCGCUUUUCUCUCACAAACGAAGGAAGGUCCGCGUUAGCCACCACAAUACACGGCAAUUUGAUAGCCGUACGGGUUUACGUUACGCUGUGGUUGUCUCGGCGCUGUAGAUGAUGAGGACCUUUGUGCUGCUCUUGCUCUUGCUGUUCAACAUCCAUCACGUCCUGUCCGCAUCCAAAGGCGUCUCUGCAAGUCUAAAGGCCAAGUGGAGCAUGACGCCUUUCCUCCUAGAGACAAGUGAGUUUAUUGGAGAAGAUGGGAAUGACAAGUUCUGGCAGUUUGUGGACACUGUGAAAGAGCUCACUGUAUACAAGAGUGGAGAGUCUGUGCGUUCAUACUACAACCUGAUUCUGAAGAAGGCUGCGCAGUUCCUCUCAGAUCUUCAGCUCAGUCUUCUCAAAUUUGCACUGUCCUUGCGAGCCUACUCACCGGCUGUCUUUGCAUCACAGCAGAUUGCCAGUGAUGAACCACCGCCUCAGGCUUGCCCUGCUUUUGUCUCUGUCCAUGGUCAACAUGGCUGCAGUACCAAGGACAUCAAGAAACUCCUGAAGGCAGCUGCAGGCAGGCCAAAACCCUAUUUAUACAAGAACGAUCACAGAUAUCCAGGUCUGAAUAAGACUGAUGUACCAAUUGUGAUCCUCUAUGCUGAGAUUGGAACCAAAAAGUUCACCUCCUUUCAUAAGGUGCUUUCUGAGAAAGCUGAAGAGGGCACACUUAUAUAUGUACUGCGUCAUUUUGUAGCGAAUCCAAAGCCUCAGAAGAUGCUUUUAUCUGGAUACGGUGUUGAGCUGGCUAUAAAAAGCACUGAAUACAAAGCUGUGGAUGACACCAAAGUGAAAGAUUCAAAGAUUGCUGUGAAUGCUGAGGAUGAUGAUAAUGAUGAAGUCCAAGGAUUCCUGUUCGGAACAUUAAAGAAAUCUCACCCUGAACUCCAGGAGCAGCUUGGGGAACUCCGCAAACAUCUGCUGGAGAGCACCAAUGACUUGGCCCCUCUUAAAGUGUGGGAACUGCAAGAUCUUAGUUUCCAGGCCGCUGCGAGAAUCAUGAGCAUGCCAAAGUAUGAUGGUCUGAAGCUCCUGCGAGACCUCAGUCAGAACUUUCCAAGCAAAGCCAGAUCACUGACAAGAGUGGCCGUAAAGCAGGAAAUGAGAAAAGAAAUUGAGGAGAACCAAAAGCGACUCAGUGAGACCAUAGGAGUUCACCCGGGAGACGGAGCGCUCUUCAUCAACGGGCUGCACAUUGAUCUGGACAUUCACAACCCUUUCAGCAUUUUGGACAUUAUCAGAGGAGAAGCCAGGGUCUUGGAGGGUCUUCACAACCUCGGCAUAAAAGGAGAACAUCAGGGCACGCUGCUGAGGCUGCCUGUGAACCAUGUGGAAGACAGCUAUGCUUUAGAUAUCAGAAAUCCAGCUAUAAUGUGGGUGAAUGACAUAGAGAAUGACCUGCUGUACCGCAGCUGGCCAACAGGUGUACAGGAGCUUCUCAGAGCCACCUUUCCUGGGGUCAUCCGGCAGAUUCGACGCAAUUUUUUCAACUUGGUGCUGUUCCUAGACCCAGUACAAGAAGACAGCAUUGAGCUGGUGAAACUUGCCGAGCUUUUCUACAAGCACAAGAUUCCUCUGAGAAUUGGAUUUGUGUUUGUUGUCAACACUGAAGAUGAGAUUGAUGGCUUCUCUGAUGCCGGGGUGGCAUUUUACCGCCUGUUGAAUUACAUUGCUGACGAGUACGAUUUAUCCCAGGCUCUGAUGUCUAUGGUCUCAAUGUACAACAAAGUAGACGUAGGGGAGACGCUGUCUGUUGAUACGGUGUCUGCUUACCUGAAGAGAAAAUUCCCUAAAGCCAGUGCUGAAAGGAUUCUCGGAAUAGAUUCUGAGUAUGAUGACAAAAGAAAGGCUGGUGCCCAGUUCUACAGGAAGACUGGCCUGGGUGCCCUUCCUCUGGCUUUGUUCAAUGGAGUCCCUCUCAGCCCAGAAGAGAUGGAUCCUGAUGAGCUAGAAACCAUAAUCCUGCAGCGCAUCAUGGACACCACCAACGUUUUUCAGAGAGCUGUUUUUAUGGGUCAGCUGACUGAGGGAACAGAUGUUGUAGACUAUUUAAUGGACCAACCUAAUGUGGUUCCCAGGAUAAACCCUCUAAUUCUAAGCACUGACCGAAAAUACCUGGACUUCACUUCUUCUCCAGUUGUAGAUGACUGGGAGGACACAACUAUGUUUUCCUACCUGGACUCCAGGGACAAGACUGCUGUGAUGGCUAAGAGAAUGAAGUACUUCACAAAAAACGAUGAAGAUGGGAUGACUGCUGUGACCAUAUGGAUAGUUGGAGAUUUUGAGAAGGAUUCAGGAAGAAGGCUGUUGCUUAGUGCUUUAAAACAUUGGAAAGCCAGCCCCGGAGUGCGUGUGGGGGUGAUAGCUAACCCCACCGGUAAGCCCAGCGAGGAUAACACUGUGCUGUACAGAGCCAUCUGGGCUUCCCUCCUCACCCAGAAAAAUAAGGCUGCGGCUGACUUUUUGCAAAAACUCCUGAAAGAGGAGAGCGUGCAGCUCCUCAAACAAGGAACCAAGAUGAAGGACUUAUUGUUGCAGGGCAUGGACGAAGACGCCUUUGAAAAGAAGUACAACACGCUAGAGGUGGAUUUUAUCCACAGUCAGCAGCUGUUCUGUCGAGAUGUCCUGAAACUGAGUCGUGGACAGAGGGCAGUGGUCAGCAACGGCAGGAUCCUUGGGCCAUUUGAGGAGCAGGAAGAAUUCAUUGUGGAGGAUUUCCAUUUGUUGGAGAAGAUUGCACUGAGCACCUCGGCAGAGAAAGUCAAAGCCAAAGUUAAACAGAUGGGGAUGAAGGCAAAGCAAGCCAGUAACUUAGUCAUGAAGGUUGAUGCCCUCCUCACUGCAGCCCCCAAAGGAGAGGCCAGGAGGGAUGUCCACUUUAUCAAAGACAGCCACAGCGUGCUCCAUUUCUCCCCACGUGAAAACGAGGUGUUCUAUGAUGUGGUGGCCAUAGUUGAUCCCCUCACAAGGGAGGCGCAGAAGAUGUCAUCUCUGCUGAUUGUGCUCAGUCAAGUGGUCAAUCUGAAACUGCAGGUGUUUAUGAAUUGCAGGGCCAAGCUGUCCGAGAUGCCCCUCAAGAGCUUCUAUCGCUUUGUCUUGGAGUCUGAUGUGACUUUCCUGGCCAAUGAUUCGGUGUCUCUGGGGCCAAUGGCUCGCUUUAUGGAGCUCCCCGAGUCUCCCCUCCUUACACUGAACAUGAUCACCCCAGAGAGCUGGAUGGUGGAGGCUGUGCGCAGCCCCUAUGACUUGGAUAACAUCCACCUGCAGGAGGUGAGCGGAGUGGUGACAGCGGAAUACGAGCUGGAGCACCUGUUGUUGGAGGGCCACUGCUUUGACCUCUCGACCGGCCAGCCCCCCCGAGGCCUGCAGUUUACCUUGGGCAUGAGUCAGGACCCCCUCAUGCAUGACACCAUCGUCAUGGCUAACCUGGGUUACUUCCAGUUGAAGGCCAAUCCUGGUGCCUGGAUCCUGAAAUUACGUAAAGGGAGGUCAGAAGAUAUCUAUCAGAUUCUUGCGCAUGAUGGGACAGAUUCUCCUGCAGACGCUGGUGAUGUCGUAGUUGUGCUUAACAGUUUUCACAGUAAGAUCAUCAAAGUCAGAGUACAAAAAAAAGCAGACAAAAUCAAUGAAGAUCUUUUAAGUGAAGCGACUGAAAGCAAAGGCCUGUGGGACUCCAUAGCAAGCAUCACAGGUGGAGGCUCCAGGUCAGAUGAUGGAGAGAAGAAGAAAGAGGAUGUUCUGAACAUCUUUUCUGUGGCUUCGGGCCAUCUAUAUGAGCGCUUUCUGAGAAUAAUGAUGCUGUCUGUCCUUCGGCAUACCAAAACCCCUGUCAAGUUCUGGUUUCUCAAGAAUUACCUCUCCCCCUCCUUCAAGGAGACCAUCCCUCGCAUGGCAGAGGCCUAUGGCUUCCAGUAUGAACUGGUGCAGUACAAGUGGCCCCGCUGGCUCCACCAGCAGAGUGAGAAACAGCGCAUUAUCUGGGGCUACAAGAUCCUCUUUCUGGAUGUCCUCUUUCCCUUGGCUGUGGACAAGAUCAUUUUUGUAGAUGCUGACCAGAUAGUACGGGCUGAUCUGAAGGAGCUGAGGGAUUUGAACCUGGAGGGCGCCCCUUAUGGUUACACUCCAUUUUGCGAUAGUCGCAGAGAGAUGGAGGGAUACCGCUUCUGGAAGACCGGCUACUGGGCCUCACAUCUGGGACACAGGAAGUACCACAUCAGUGCGCUGUAUGUAGUCGAUUUAAAGAAGUUCCGUAAGAUUGCAGCGGGAGACAGAUUACGUGGGCAAUACCAAGCGUUGAGCCAAGACCCCAACAGUCUGUCUAACCUGGACCAGGACCUUCCUAACAAUAUGAUCCACCAAGUGGCCAUCAAGUCUCUGCCUCAGGACUGGCUGUGGUGUGAGACGUGGUGUGACGACACCUCUAAAGCCACAGCAAAGACCAUAGACCUGUGCAAUAACCCAAAGACCAAGGAGCCCAAGCUAACGGCAGCGGCAAGGAUUGUGCCUGAAUGGGUUGAGUACGACAACGAGAUCAAACGGCUACUGGCACGAGUCCAGGAGCCGGAAAACACAGCAACGCAAAGACAGACUCCUGCUCCCUCACAGCAAAAACAAGACAACCAGCGGGAUGAACUCUAGUAUCUGACAGCAUCAUGCCGGAGAGCAAAGAGGCAGCCUUUUGCACCCCGUCCUCCUGUGAAGCUUGACGAUGUACAUUUCCAACAAAACUUAGCCAUGGAGUGUUACAUCUGCAAUCUGGGAAAGAUAGAAGGAUAAAGAGAAAUAUUUUUCAGAAGCUGUCAUGCUGUAUCUUUUUCUAUGGUUUCUAUAAAAUGUGUUUUACAAAUCACUACAUGACACAGCUGCUCACUGUUCAGUUAUGGUAUGCCAUCAACACUAUAGUCAGAACUUGGUUAGUAUGUGGUUAAUUGGAUUAUGAAGUAAAUGCAGGGAAAUUGCUGAAUCUAGUAUUAAGUAUUAAGACAAAUGGGACAGAUUGCACUGAUAUUGUAUGCAAAGAAGACACCUGCCAAAGAAUUUUAAUCAUGCAGGUUUAAACUAAUUUAUAACCCCAAUGCUUUGUACUAUUAUUAUUUUUUAAAGCUAGAGGUCACAUUUGCAAAAAAGCUUAUAAAUUAAGUAUUAAGUCAUUACUGUUGACGCCAAGGGUGCAACAGCAUCUUCGACUGAAAUGCCUGAACCAAAAAGUGAUUUGGGGCUAUUUACCUAAAUUUAAUGUCAGUUUUUGCUGCAGAGUUGUCGCAUUGGAGCAGUAUUUCUUACUGGACGUGAUGUAUAGACACAGUCAAGCCUGGAAAAGUGCUAUACUAAUUGACUAAAUGCCUCCUUGCCAAGUCAUGUGAUGCUCUUUUAGACAUAAUGUUAUGUUGGCUGAUGACGCCAACCUUUAUUAUCGCCAAGUCGUGGAUCAAAGAAUCCUCAUUUGCACACUAAAGGUCAUGGUUAUAGUUAGAACACAGGAUUUUAAGUUAUUACAGUAUGUUUACAUCUUCUGUGUACAGUGUCUAUGUCAGUAUGUGUUCAAUUUUUAGCCAGAAUUUUUCAAUACCUAAAUUACACAGUGAAACAAUAUUUUUUGUCUCAGGAACAAAAUAGAUGUUGCUGCUCGACUGAAACCAACAGUACUUUUGUUUCUGUCUUAACAGUCAGUAGGAAAUGGGUGCAGGAUUUCUGCUGUCAUGGCACCUAUCUUUCACUCCGGUGUGUCAAAUGGAAAUGUUUACAUUACUGUAAUUGUCAUUGCAGGUGUGAAAAAUUAAAUCUAUCUUUGUUACAAAACCCAGUCAGUAUAA